UGUUGUGACAGUUUGUCUGUUUCACCAUUGUUUUUACGUAUUUUAUGUAUUUCUAAGCAUCCUCUUAAGCAGGAAAGAUGCUUACGACAGAGGGUUUCACGUCUUUUUCGGGACAGAUGUGGGAGAAGGUGUUGUCAAAGGUGAAGAAAGCAAUUGUUUUCAUGGAUGAUCGUUGUUCUGAGAGCCUUCAUUGGAAUGGCGGUGCUGCAAGCCUGUUUGAGGCUGGAGCGCGUAACGUGAAGCAGUUUUCAAGCUUCGAAGCCGGUGGAGAAAACGAACCGAAGGCAGUGUUUGUGGUGAGCACUCUGCUUAAAGGUAAAACGGCAGACAUCAUCAAAGAUAUUAUCUGCCUCAGUCAUCUCCAGUACUGUGUGGUCUUCACUGCCGUGCCGCAUUCCAUCCACCUCCUGGCAAAUAACGUCACAGCUGAACUUGACGGAAACCCAGUGUUCGAGCAAUUUGAGGAGAAACUCUGUGAGUGGAUGGGUGAUAUGAAUUACACCGCAGAAGUUAUGCACGUCCCCCUAACCUUCGCUCCAGUCUCCCCGCAACUCCUCCUUGCGCCUGCCUUUGCUGAUCUCUUCCCUUUACUGUCCACUGACCUCGAAGACAUCAACCGUAAACGUCCGGAGAAGAAAAGAUUCGGGAGCUUGAUUGACGUGGACAUGCAUUCCUUACCUCCGGAACUCCAGAUUCACAUUAAAGCCUUAGCAUCAUCUCUUAACGCUAUGUUCGAGUUUACCAAUACUCGAGAGGAGAGUUUCGCCGUUGGCCCGAUGAGCCGUCUGAUUGCAGCAGAAUUAGCCAAUAACCCACAAGCUAAAAACAGAAGAAAGGCAGCCCCUAAUAAAGCAUCCAUUGUUUUCAUUGACAGAACUCUAGAUCUGACAGGAGCUGUGGGUCACCAUGGCGACAAUCUGGUUGAAAAGAUCCUCUCUGUCAUGCCUGUGUUGCCGGGACACACAACAGACGUUCAGGUGGACAUGUUGGAGCUGACUCACCUUAAAAACACACCUGAAGCACAUUGUACCCUGGCACCUGGCUGCCUUGCACAGACCCAGUCGACAGCAGCGCAGUCGCUGUGGGAGACAAUGCUGGUCGCUAAACAGAAGGAGGCUGUGAUGGAGGUUCGGAGGCAACUGGUGGAGGUGGCCAGUAAAGAGAACCUGCCAAUUAAAAUGAGCUUAGGACGUGUGACGCCCGAACAGCUCUCCUCCUAUGCCCAGUUGUUUCGGAGCAGUUGGAAUGCUCUAGAAAACCAUUGUGGGGUUCUACAGCUGGCCCUCGCCACAGCUCAGACCCUGCGCCAUCCCGCCCUGUCACGCUGGGACGCCUGCCUCGCGUUCGAGCGACUCCUAUUGCAGGCUCUGGGUGACUCCGAUUUGGCCGGACUUUUGAGGCAGCUCCUGCCUCUCAUGAAACUCUCGGAGUCUGGUUCAGAGCUGAGUCCAGACGAGCUGCUCCUUCUGCUGGUGUACGUCUACUCCCUGGCGCAGGAGGUCCGGCCGGGUGGAGGGGCGACAGACGAGCAGGUGGGGAAAGUGGAGAAAGAACUGAUCGGAGCCCUUACCCUGCUGAUCACUCAGCAGACCAGCCUCAGCCCAUUGGUCCAGAGUGUUACAGGGGUGGCAACGCCUGAGGACAUGACGACGGAGAGAGCACACACGGCGCUGGAGCGUGUGUUUGAGACGCUGAAGGGUGUUGGCCACGCCCGGACACACCUAAAACAGCUCCGCAGUGUCUACAGUGCCAGUGAUGGAGUGCACCAGGCGACGUACUGUCCGUUCCUCAAACAGGUUCUAGAAGAGAUCUUCCGCCCAGAUCGCCUUGAGUGUCCGGAUAUAGAGCACACAUCAGCAGGGCUGACGGACCUGCUAAAGACUGGCUUCAGUAUGUUUAUGAAGGUUAGUCGACCACACCCCAGUGAUCAUCCCCUGUUGUUUCUCUUUGUGGUGGGCGGAGUCACACCCUCUGAGCUCCGCCUUAUCCGGGAAGUUGUAACCACACACAAAGCUGGUACACAGGUGAUGGUGUUGUCCACCAGAUUACUGCGGCCUAAAGACAUCCCCCACCUGCUCUUCAACACAGAGAGACUCACACCUGACAUUGGUAUAUGAUGGACCACACACAAAUGGAGUAAAACUUAAAAAGAAACACCA
Molecule: messenger RNA, 2159 nt
Organism: Chanos chanos (milkfish)
Lineage: Eukaryota; Metazoa; Chordata; Actinopteri; Gonorynchiformes; Chanidae
Gene: scfd2
Product: sec1 family domain containing 2
Exons: 9
Coding region: 78-2117 (679 amino acids)
Biological process (GO): vesicle-mediated transport
Source: RefSeq, a predicted model, not a curated record